This is a messenger RNA of Vitis riparia (riverbank grape), 468 nucleotides long. Its product is annotated as cysteine-rich receptor-like protein kinase 4. The transcript is spliced from 2 exons. Gene Ontology annotation, biological process: protein phosphorylation. The record is from RefSeq and is a predicted model, not a curated record. NCBI's taxonomy places the organism in Eukaryota, Viridiplantae, Streptophyta, Magnoliopsida, Vitales, Vitaceae. Gene Ontology annotation, molecular function: protein kinase activity. The coding region runs from base 1 to 456 and encodes 151 amino acids.
AUGCCACCCGAGUAUGCCAUGGAAGGAAUUUUCUCAGUGAAAUUAGAUGUUUAUAGCUUUGGGGUCCUACUGUUGGAGAUUGUGAGCGGCCGGAAGAACAAAAGCUUUCAUCAUAACCAUGGUGCCUUUGCCAUAAACCUGGCAGGAUACGCUUGGGAGCUAUGGAAAGAAGGUACUAGCUUGGAGCUAGUGGAUCCAAUGCUGGAGGAUUCCUACUCAACAACCCAAAUGUUGAGAUGCAUUCAUAUUGCUCUCUUGUGUGUACAGGAGAGUGCAGAAGAUAGGCCUACAAUGUCAGCUGUUAUCUCCAUGCUCACCAACGAAACUAUGCCCUUACCAAACCCAAAUCUGCCCGCAUUUUCCACUCAUCAUAAAGUGUCAGAGCUAGAUUCACACAAAGGCAGGCCAGAGAGCUAUUCUGGAAAUGUAACUAUUUCAGAGAUGGAAGGUCGGUAAAGAAGAGAAUUU